UGAACCCUAAAACUAAACAAAUAUGUCGUCCCAGUAGCUGUAUGUUAUCAAUUUUGAGUGAACUGUGAGCUGCUGCCUGAGGCGUUGUAGUGAUAAGAACAGAUGUACUGACGUCGGUGUCUGGUGCAGACUGUACUCAAACAGUGACAACGGGUGAGACAGAGCCCAGGCUGAAUAAGCUCCUCAAAGUAAAAUGACUGCACUAAUUUUAGUUCAACCACCUUUCAAACCCAGACUUAGUAUUAGAGUAAACGAUAAUAGACCGGAACUCCUCUGAGUUAGCUGAAAGCCAUGGUGCACUGAUGACUGCUCACUAACAGAAAACUGUGCAAACAACACAAAGGUCAACAUGAAGAGUAAACAAGAUACCUGAGACUUGUGCUAUGAAAGGUGUGUCAGAAUUAACUUGAACUAUGCAUGGGAUCAAGACCACACCUACGCCUGUGUAGUGAGAGGGAGGGCAGAUCAAGAGGUAGACCAUAAUUCAAACGGCUCUGUGAAUACAUGCUUUUACAUGCCUUAAACUGCCUCCACAUACCACCCACUGUAUUUCUCAUUCAAAUUAUGAGGAAACACAUGAGAAAGAGCCUCAACAAAAGAGCAAAAAGGGUAAGGCCAACCAAGUCAGACUGAGCAGGUGACAGAAAAUUCUCCAAGGGACUAUGAAUCCAGAUUCCAAAACUGAAGUCUCAGAGCUGGAUUCCUCCUGGGCGACACCCGGAUGUCGGUCCAGAGAUGACCCGAGAAACCAGGAGAGCUCUGACCAUCAGAUGCAGGACCUAGAGCUGGAUCCGCUGCAGGUGUGGGUCCCAAGUGGGCGACGUCUGCUCUCUGGGCUGCUGGGCCUCAACGUGGUGCUGCUGGGCGCUGCGCUGGUGGCUGGCCAGGCUUUUAACCCUGUGGGCCUGAAGCACCAGGAGCCCCAGAUCUUUCUGCUGCUGCUGAUGGGCUGCAGCAUGGCCUGGAUGAUGUGGUACCUUCUGUGGGCCAGGAAACAGCCAGGGAUUUCCCCGCAUAAGGACCACCAUGCUGGAGGAAUCACCGUCACAGUGGUCCUCAUGCUUUUUGCAACAUUCAGUCUGCUGCUGUAUAUCUUCAAGAGCGGUUACUUCAUCACUAUGAGGGAGUGUAAGCCUGCUGCUAAAGUUUUCUCCCCAUUCAUCGAGGCGCCCUUUCUAGGGCUACAGACAUAUUUACUGUGGGCUCAUUCCAAAGACUGCAUUCACCGGCACAAGAUAAUCACCAGGUCUGGGCUCAUGGUGACCCUCUCUGCAGACCUGCUGCUGUGGCUGAACGCAGUGACAGAGGACACCAUCCAUCAAGAAAUCGAAUUAGAGAAGGAAGAAAGGAUGGAUUUAAGCAACUCAAAUUUUUCUGAAAGUGAUGAGAAUUCAAAUUCAGCAGGAGGAAUCAGCAACUCAACCUUAUGUCAGUGCACAUCAAGUGCAGCCUGCCUCAUCUUCAGGAAAGGCUACGAGGUUCUUUAUCCCUUCAACAUCGAGUACUACCUGAUGGCAGGCUGCAUGCUGUAUGUGAUGUGGAAGAACGUGGGCCGCAGGAUGAGUCCCAGCACCCAUCAACACGUCACUCAAAAGCUGACCCUACGCAUUGUUCACCAAGGUGGGAUCCUGUUCGGCCCUCUGCUUGGCGGCUUGGUCCUCACAGCAGGAGUGACUGUCUUCGUCCUCUAUCAGGUCUGGGUGAGUCAGCAGCAGCGUCGCCUCACCGCCUUCCUCAUAUUUUAUGGAUUCCAUUUAGCCGUUAUGCCCAUCAUGUCUCUCUGCUGCCUGGCUGGCAUGCUGGUCCACAAGCUGGAGAGGAGAGCAGAGGAGCGGGGACACAACCCCACCCGGAGCCUGGAUGUGAUCCUCCUGGUGGGGGCCGCCCUGGGCCAGCUAGCCCUGUCCUACUUCUCCCUGGUGGCGGCCCUGUCUGUGGGGACUAGUGGGCCCUUGGGCGGCCUCGACCUCUCCUACUCCCUCCUCAGCUUGCUGGAAUUAAUGCUCCAGAACAUCUUCAUUAUCGAGGGCCUCCACAGGCAUCCAAGUCUUCUCAAGAUGAAACAAAGGCAGAGGAGCAGCAUAUUCAAGCCCAAGAAAAACAUUGCAGUCCCCGCACAUGAGGAGGGAAAGACAGACAUCUCACUGCUGGAGAAAAAUGUGUCAGCGCCACCUGUUGUUCAAGAAGGCAACGAGAAAAAGUCCUGGACCAAGAGAGCAAUACAAGAAAUCUGCGCUUUCCUCAUCCUUUCGAAUGUCAUGCUGUGGAUCAUCCCUGCGUUCGGGGCUCAUCCUCAGUUUGAGAACGGCUUAGGGAAACAGUUCUUCGGCUUCAGCACGUGGUUCGUCCUGGUCAACCUGGGCCAGCCUCUUGGAGUCUUCUACAGGAUGCACUCUGUGGGAGCCCUGAUGGAGCUGCUGAUCUCUGCCUAAAGAGUUUAGCACUUCAACUGACUGUGAAACUGAAACACUUGUUUAUACAAUCUGAUCUCAUGGAGGUCUGAAGUGCCAAGUCUGACAAAAUGUUCA
This is a messenger RNA of Myripristis murdjan (pinecone soldierfish), 2528 nucleotides long. RefSeq names its product proton channel OTOP3-like. Gene Ontology annotation, cellular component: membrane. Gene Ontology annotation, molecular function: proton channel activity. Lineage: Eukaryota; Metazoa; Chordata; Actinopteri; Holocentriformes; Holocentridae. The record is from RefSeq and is a predicted model, not a curated record. The coding region runs from base 663 to 2432 and encodes 589 amino acids. Gene Ontology annotation, biological process: proton transmembrane transport. The transcript has 7 exons.